Molecule: messenger RNA, 2207 nt
Organism: Lepus europaeus (European hare)
Lineage: Eukaryota; Metazoa; Chordata; Mammalia; Lagomorpha; Leporidae
Gene: FNDC5
Product: fibronectin type III domain containing 5
Exons: 6
Coding region: 1-786 (261 amino acids)
Biological process (GO): positive regulation of brown fat cell differentiation
Molecular function (GO): protein binding
Source: RefSeq, a predicted model, not a curated record
AUGCAGGCGGCGCGGGGCGGCGCGGGGCAGCCGGGCCGGGCGGGCCGCGGGCCGGAGCGUGAGCGCCAGCGGUCGCCGGGCGCCGGAGCCGUGUUCCCCUGCGCCGCCCCGGGCCGGCCGGCCGGAGGGGCCGCCAUGCGCCCCGCGCCGCCCCGCGCCGCGCUCCGCCUGUGGCUGGGCUGCGUCUGCUUCGCGCUGGUGCAGGCGGACAGCCCCUCAGCCCCAGUGAACGUCACCGUCAGGCACCUCAAGGCCAACUCGGCGGUGGUGAGCUGGGACGUCCUGGAGGAGGAGGUUGUCAUCGGAUUCGCCAUCUCUCAACAGAAGAAGGACGUGCGGAUGCUGCGCUUCAUCCAGGAGGUGAACACCACCACGCGCUCGUGCGCCCUCUGGGACCUGGAGGAGGACACGGAGUACAUCGUGCACGUGCAGGCCAUCUCCAUCCAGGGCCAGAGCCCGGCCAGCGAGCCAGUGCUCUUCAAGACCCCGCGCGAGGCGGAGAAGAUGGCCUCCAAGAACAAAGACGAGGUGACCAUGAAGGAGAUGGGGAGGAACCAUCAGCUGCGGACGGGGGAGGUGCUGAUCAUCGUGGUGGUCCUGUUCAUGUGGGCAGGAGUCAUUGCUCUCUUCUGCCGCCAGUAUGACAUCAUCAAGGACAACGAGCCCAACAGCAACAAGGAGAAAGCCAAGAGCGCGUCAGAAACCAGCACCCCAGAGCACCAGGGUGGGGGGCUUCUCCGCAGCAAGUUUCCCAAUAAGCCCUCAGUGAACAUCAUCGAAGCCUGACUGUCUGCAGGGGAAGGAUUUCAGGUGCGACUGCAGCAGGGGGAGGAGGCACAGCUGGCUGCACAGUCCCCUGCCCUGCCCUAGUCUGAUGAAGGAGGUUGAACUACAAACCCAAAUUCUGCAAAAAAAAAAAAAAAAAAAAAAAAAAGCCACACAACUCAAAGCCUGGCCCCAUUCUGGAAAAGGCAAAGCUGCAUGACACAGCCGCCUGCCGCCUCCUCUCCUGCACAGAGCUCUGGGACCUGACAAGCGCUAAGACGGACUCCAGCUGUCUUGCAGACCCUGGAACGGCAGGGAAGCCUGGGCUGCCUGCUGCGUGGGGGUGUGGCUGCCGGCAGGCCUUUUCCGGACCCAGCCGUCAGGGACUUGUCUGUGGUGUGAGGCGCACCUUUGCGAGUGUGUGAGACAUCACGUUUUGUGUCUUUUGGAAAACAGAAGUUGAGGGCUGCACUCCAGAGGGCAGAGGGAUUUCCCGCUAGGCCUGAGCUGGUUGCCUGUGUCUGUCUCCUCCGAACCUUACUUUGGUUCUAAGCUUGUCAGUCUGGGGCCUUAAGAAGACCCGGAAGGUACUGGCCUCGUUUCCUUAGGAAGUGUGUCUUGGGAGUUUCAGCAGUGCUCGCGUGGAUGACCCAAAUGGCGCAUCCACAUCCUGCGCCCCCGGGGGGGGGGGGGGCUGCUAAACCAACCAGUCCGCAGCGGAAGCUGCUGGAAGGCAGGUCUGAGCCAUUCACACGGCCAGGCAGCGCAGCCCUGGCUGUCACCACUGCCCUCUGGUGGGGGGAGGGUCUUCAUGUCUUGCCAUGUCAUCCGGGAUUCUUGUGAGUUCCCCAGGGUCCUCAUGUCCUUCCCUAGAGCCCGGGUGGUGUGAGUGACAGGUCUCUCUCUCUCCGUCUCCACUGCCCCCUUCUGGUUAAAAGGUGCUCGAUGCGGGAAGGCAGCCUCUUCCCUAGGACUGACACCUGCAUGGGAGGAGGUGGACUCUGCCUCUUCCACCGCUGGCCAAGGAUGCAGCGUGGGAGGAUGGCGCCCAGCACAAGUCUGGCACACAGUAGGCGCUCAGUAAACAUUUGUUGAAUUGGAUGAAAAGAGCGUUGGCCCCCAAGCUGGAGAGCUGAAAGCCAUCAUCCAGUGACCGCCCCUUUCCUUCCGGUCCACAAGAGCUCUCAUGGCGGGUCAGCCUCAGCUCCGCUCCGCCCGAGGGCGGCGGCACAGUGGACCGAGAGGAGACCACGGGCAGAUGUCAGCAAGGCAAAGGGCUUCCUCAGGGGAGGGCAGGAGGCGCUACUCAUUGUCUUGUGACUUCCAUCCCUGCGGAAUGGGGCUGCAAAGGCCGGCCGAGGCCCCCUAGGGGCGAGGUCCUUACCUCUGAUCCAGUUAGAGCAAUAACCACUUUUUAAAUGUAAAAUAAAAAGACAAAUGAA